Messenger RNA from Chiloscyllium plagiosum (whitespotted bambooshark), 3706 nucleotides. Its product is annotated as extracellular calcium-sensing receptor-like. Gene Ontology annotation, biological process: G protein-coupled receptor signaling pathway. The record is from RefSeq and is a predicted model, not a curated record. Gene Ontology annotation, molecular function: G protein-coupled receptor activity. Gene Ontology annotation, cellular component: plasma membrane. NCBI's taxonomy places the organism in Eukaryota, Metazoa, Chordata, Chondrichthyes, Orectolobiformes, Hemiscylliidae.
GUUGGAUUGAAGCUACACAGGUGACUGCAUUUUCAAUUAUUUUCUUCAUGAGUCGCUUGUUGAUUAAAGUGGUGCUGUGUUUUCUUCAGGGACGAGCCAAUCAAUUUUUUGAUGGUCAUUAGAGAUUGAAAUCAAUUUGGCGUUAUUAUGGCGAGGUUUUCUGAAAUAGCUAGAGCUUAUAUAAAAUUAGUCAUCUUACUCUAAACCGAGGACAAACAUUUGCCCUGCUAAUGAUGCAUUUUUUGGUCCUUUUAGUGAUGAAUUCUGUUCUUGCCUUGGUAUGGACCAGUAAUGAGCAGACUUGCAAACGUUGGGGUAGACUUGAUUUGCUGGGUCUAUCGAAGGAUGGAGAUAUCAUAUUAGGUGGAAUUUUUGGGAUGCAUUCAUACCACAUUGAGCAUCGCCAAUUCACGUUCAGCAAUCACCCGGAGCCAGCAAAAUGCGUCAGCUUUCGGUUCAGACCUUUCCGUUUUGCACUGGCGAUGAUUUUUGCAAUCGAGGAAAUAAAUAAUGAUACAGCUCUGCUUCCUGGAGUCACACUGGGAUACCGCCUGUACGAUUCUUGUAAGUUGACUCAGUUAUCGCUGAAAGCAGCUAUGGCGUUACUGAACAAACCCGAAGCAAACACGCCCUCUGUUAAUUGUAAAAACUCCUCCACUGUUUCUGCCAUUGUUGCUGAUUCUGGAUCUACGAGGUCUUUAGCAAUAGCACCUUCCAUGGGUAUCUUUAGAAUCCCUAUGAUUAGUUAUUUUGCAACCUGUGCAUGCCUGAGCAAUAGAAAAGAAUAUCCAUCAUUUUUUCGAACAAUACCGAGUGAUUACUAUCAGGCUAGAGCAUUAGCCCACCUGGUGAAGCGUUUUGGAUGGACCUGGAUUGGGACAGUUAAGAGCGACGAUGACUAUGGAAACUUUGGAAUGCACGCAUUUGAAGAGGCAGUUCAAGAGUUAGGCGUUUGCAUAGCCUUUUCUGAGUCGUUCCACAUAACAUACGCUCGAGAGAAAUUACUGAAAACAAUUGACACCAUAAAAACCUCUUCUGCAAAAGUCAUCGUUGCCUUUGUGGGAGAGUCAAACAUGCGGACUCUACUAAAAGAAAUGAUUAGACAAAAUGUCAGCGGCAUACAAUGGAUUGGAACUGAAUCAUGGGUUUCUGCAUUGCUGCUUUCUCCGAAGGAAACCACAAAGAUUGCUUCUGGUACAAGAGUUGCAAUUCGCAAAGUCCAUAUACCAGGGUUGAGAGAGUUCCUCAUGAAAGUUCAUCCAUCUUUGUAUCCAGAGAACCUUUUGGUCAAACUGUUUUGGGAAAGUUGUUUUGGCUGUACUCUAACUGAUGGAAACAAAACAGAUUCACAAAAAACUGAAUCGGAGCUGAAGAAAUGCACAGGAAGAGAGAAUUUACAAGAUAUCUUAAAUGAAUUUACUGAUGUCUUGCAAUACAGAGUCACUUACAAUGUGUACAAAGCAACUUAUGCGAUAGCUCAUGCACUUCACAUUAUGGCGUCAUGUAAAACUGGGUCAGGGCCUUUCUACAAUGGGAGUUGUGCCAAUAUUUCAAAUUUUCAACCAUGGCAGUUACUAUACUAUAUGAGAACAGUGAAUUUCACAACCAAGAUCGGAGAAAAAGUUUAUUUUGAUGCAAAUGGAGACCCUGUCGCAACAUAUGAUAUUGUAAACUGGCAACCAAAUGCCCUCGGUAACAUCGACAUUGUAAAUGUUGGUCUCUAUGAUGGAUCAGCUCGGUUUGGAGAAGAACUUUCAAUAACAGAAUGGGCGAUUGUUUGGAGUGGCGGUCAGAAAUCGGUGCCUAAAGCUGUUUGUUCUGAAAGCUGCCACCGAGGAACAAGAAAAGCAGGAAGAAAAGGACAACCCGUUUGCAGUUUUGAUUGUAUACAAUGUGCACAAAGUGAAAUUAGUAACACAACUGAUUCCAUUCAUUGCUUAAAAUGUCCAUUGGAAUUCAAAUCUAAUGAAAGACGGGAUCAGUGCAUUCCAAAGGAAAUUGUGUUCCUUUCCUUUUUCGAGACAACGGGAAUCAUUUUGAUGACACUGGCGCUGUUUGGAGCCUGCACCACUGUUGCUGUACUUGCAAUAUUCUACAGACACACUCCAAUUGUGAAAGCUAAUAACUCUGAGUUAAGCUUCCUUCUUCUUUUUGCCCUGACACUUUGUUUUCUGUGUUCAAUUACAUUCAUCGGUGAACCUUCAGUUUGGUCAUAUAUGCUCUGCCAUGUCACUUUUGGUAUUAGUUUUGUUCUUUGUAUUUCUUGUGUAUUGAGUAAAACAAUUGUUGUGGUGAUGGCAUUCAAAGCAACAUUUCCUAGCAAUAAUAUGAUGAAGUGGUUUGGACCAAGACAGCAACGGCUGACGGUUUACAUUCUUACACUGGUACAAUGUACAAUAUGUACUACCUGGUUAAUUGCCUUUCCACCUUAUCCAUUGAAAAGCACUAGUCACUCUAAUGAGAUAAUCGUGUUUGAAUGCAAUGUAGGAUCUUCGUUAGCCUUCUACAGUGUACUCGGUUAUAUUGGAUUUCUGUCCUGUGCAUGUUUUGUCGUAGCUUUUCUGGCUCGACAACUUCCAGAUAACUUCAAUGAAGCGAAACACGUAACAUUUAGCAUGCUUAUCUUUUGCGCAGUUUGGAUAACUUUCAUUCCAGCUUACAUAAGUUCGCCAGGGAAAUAUUCUGUGGCAGUUGAAGUAUUUGCUAUUUUGGCUUCCAGCUUUGGUCUACUUAUUUGCAUUUUUACUCUGAAAUGUUAUAUUAUUCUGUUGAAGAAAGAGAACAAUACAAAGAGGAACAUGAUGGGCUCAGUGGGUUCCAAAAAAUUCUUUAAGAGUGUUGAUAAAUGAGACACAGAUGUUUUAGUAGAUAAUUACCUUGUCAUAAUGAUAAUGAAUGGAAAUUCCAUGUGAAGAGCCAUAAAGCAAAAUAUUGUACCAGCACUCAUUUUACAUAAUCGAACAAUGACCUGCAAUACGUGCAAUUUUGAAGUUUGGCUAAUAAUUUUGACUAUUUUAUACAUCUGCCCCAAGUUUCAUUUGCAUGAAACUGUGGAGCAGAGGAACCUCACUUACCCAGCAUUCAAUUAUCUGAAUUUCAGAUUAUCUGAACAAUGUCACAAGGUCCUGACGCUUGGUUAAACUGUUUUAUCCAACAUUCGAUUACCUGGCAUUAGAUUAUCCAAACAAAGUAGUCCCUGCCUGUGUCGUUCAGAUUAUCAAGGUUCCUCUUGUAAUCAGAACUGAAUGGUGUGUAACCUAUAUUUAUUGAAAGAUGGAUCAAAGUUACUUUUUGUUUCCUUAUUGUGACUUGAAUUUCUUUAUUGCAUGGAGAUUCUAUUUGAAACUUGCUUGAUCUGUGAAUAAAAACUCAAUUCUGAAGCUUGGUCUAUUCAAAUGUCCAAAUAGAUUGCUCACAUCGUUUUCACAAAGGACUUCAAUAAAAAUGCUGUCACUGUGCCAAAUUGACAUUGAAGGGGGUCGCUGGUGGGAAGGUGAGAUGAUGAUGUUGGAAGAGGGAAGGUUUUGGAAACUUUGAGUUCACCAUGUUGGCAGUAAUGUGGAAAACUCAAUAUUUGGUCUUUUUCAGAAUUAGUUUUCUAUUCAUAUUCCAAAGGAGCUCACAAAUAAUUAUCUUCUCCCGUUCUUAAUGAGGACAUAUCUGUAAUAUGCACUGACUAACCAGCAGGCUUUCUACGCUUCUUAAA